AUGGCUCCGCGCGCUGCUAUCGCGGGCUUCAUCGAGAGCCUGAGAGGAAGAGUCCGCGGAAGGCGGCGAAGGAACGCCAAAAAGAAGUCCAAUGUCUCCGUCCCUGAUCAUUCGGCCGCACCCCCGAGAGGCAUCCUACGGCAUGCGGUGGGCUGUCACCCGCAUCGUCAACCAUCAUCGUCCCUAUUACGUUCACCUGGCAAUGGUCAUAAUGAAGAGGCAGCAGCUCGCCGAUCACCUCUAGAGCUUGUGCCGAUCGACAUCCUCCUUUGCAUCCUCGACUUCUGCUCUCCUACCGACCGUCUCUGCCUCGGCCUCACCUGCCACUCCCUCUACAGUCGCCUCUUCGACCGCUCUCUCGCCCGCCGCUCCGCCGUCAACCUGGCCCUUUUGACCCGCCUUGAGCACGACCUCCCGCAGCUUUACUUCUGUCAUCCCUGCGAUCGCCUGCAUCAUUGGCAGCGCCGCGAGCCCACGACGGCAGCCCUCGCCCGUCGCCCUCGCCGCCGCAGCCGCACCCGCAGCGGCGAAUCCCAGGAGCUGGACUACGCCGGACAAGGAUGCACUGUCAAGAUGCUUUACAGUCCGCGCUUCAACCCAGUCUACUCCCUGCCCUUCUACCUCGCCCACCUCGCCGUCAAGUACCGCCAGCUCAGCCCUGAGCUGGGCCACCCGCUGCGGCGGCUCCGCUUCGGCGCUGCUCUGUCCUUGGAGGGGGAUAUGGGGAACCGCUCUGGCCGCCGCAUGCUCGACAUCACGGGCACGGCUCGAGUCAUUGACGACGAGCUCUACAUGGCCGUCUCGUACGUCUUUUACUGCGACUACCCCCGCACGGAGGACCUACGGGCGUUUCUCGACGAGACACCUCUGUUCGUGUGCUGCUCACUGCGCACCGACGCCCACGUUGAUGCUCAAGGGUUGGAUGCGCCGGUUCGCGGCCGUCGCAUCCCAGAGCUGGCGCCGCCCAAAGGGGAAGGGAGGUACUUCGAGGCUUGCGUGGAUGCCAGCGGGUCGUGCGAGAGCUGCUUGACGGACUACGAAGUGUCUGUUGCCUGCUUCCCAGAUCAAGAGGGAUGGGUUGUCGGCCUCAUGACGUACCAGCUGUUUGGACGCUGCCGGUCGCCCAGUGACGAGAAGUGGAGACUGAUGACAGGAGACAGCGUCCCUGGGUCGCGUAGGAUCAAGUACAACCGGGCUGGUUCGGUCAGGGAUCGAUUCAGGGAGACCGAGCAUGUCGAGGAUAUGCCACUGAGAUGA
Molecule: messenger RNA, 1257 nt
Organism: Purpureocillium lilacinum
Lineage: Eukaryota; Fungi; Ascomycota; Sordariomycetes; Hypocreales; Ophiocordycipitaceae
Molecular function (GO): protein binding
Source: RefSeq, a predicted model, not a curated record